This is a messenger RNA of Clonostachys byssicola, 3201 nucleotides long. The record is from the annotation of a GenBank genome assembly. NCBI's taxonomy places the organism in Eukaryota, Fungi, Ascomycota, Sordariomycetes, Hypocreales, Bionectriaceae.
AUGGCGCAAGCUGGCGGACAGUCUUCCAUCACAGUAGCCGUGCGAGUACGGCCUUUCACCAUCCGUGAAGCUGCACAACUUCAGAAAAAUGACGAUGGCACAGUCUUCCUCGGAGACGGUUCGCUCGCUGGCGCCCCAGCACCCAAACUGCACCAGCGCGGCCUGCGCAGUGUCAUCAAGGUCGUCGACGACCGGUGCUUAGUAUUCGAUCCUCCCGAAGACAACCCCGUGCAGAAAUUCUCCCGAUCAGUCGUGCCCACAUCCAAGAAGGUCAAGGACCAGGUCUUUGCCUUUGAUCGUGUGUUUGACGACAACACAAGCCAGUCCGACGUCUACGAGGGCACGACCCGAAACCUGCUCGACAGCGUCCUCGACGGGUACAAUGCCACUGUCUUCGCCUACGGUGCCACCGGAUGCGGCAAGACGCACACCAUCACCGGCACAUCCCAACAUCCGGGCAUCAUCUUCCUGACCAUGCAGGAGUUGUUCGAGAAGAUUGACGAGCGCAGCCAGGAGAAGACCACAGAGCUUAGCCUGAGCUACCUGGAAAUCUACAACGAAACGAUCCGAGAUCUGCUGGUGCCUGGAGGCAGCAAGGCCGGUCUGAUGCUGCGCGAGGACAGCAACCAAGCCGUCACAGUCUCCGGCUUGUCAAGCCACCAUCCCAAAGACGUCCAAGAGGUCAUGGAUAUGAUUGUUCAGGGCAACGAAUACCGCACAGUGUCACCCACAGAGGCCAAUGCCACCUCCUCGCGAUCGCACGCCGUGCUCCAAAUCAACGUGGCCCAGAAGGACAGGAACGCAGACGUCAACGAGCCACACACCAUGGCAACUCUCAGCAUUAUCGACCUGGCAGGGUCUGAGAGAGCCUCUGUGACCAAGAACCGUGGCGAGCGCCUUACCGAGGGUGCCAACAUCAACAAGUCUCUGCUGGCUCUGGGCGGCUGUAUCAACGCCCUCUGCGAUCGUCGCCUCAAGACCCAUGUUCCGUACCGGAACAGCAAGCUCACCCGCCUGUUGAAAUUCUCACUCGGAGGAAACUGCAAGACUGUCAUGAUUGUCUGCGUGUCACCUUCCAGCGCUCACUACGACGAGACCCAUAACACUCUGCGAUAUGCCAACCGAGCCAAGAACAUCCAGACCAAGGUCACCCGCAACGUAUUUAAUGUCAACCGUCACGUCAAGGACUUCUUGGUCAAGAUCGAUGAACAGAUGGCGCUCAUCAACGAGUUGCGAGCACAGCAGAAGGACGCCGAGGCCAUUUUCUUCGCCAAGUUCAAGAAGCAGUGCGACAAGCGCCAGGGUUUGGCUCGCGAGGGCAUGCAGCGUCUUCGCCAGGCCUAUGACCAUUCGGCAUCUGAUCGUCAGGAGCGCAUCAACUGCAUGAAGAAGCUGAGGGCCUUUGAGCGACGUAUCAGUCUCUUGUCAGGCUGGAUUGGGGCCUUCGACACAGUUUGUGACCAGCACACCGGAGGCGAUGAGGAGGCGAUGCCACCCAACCUUUUGGCAAUCCGGAAGACGGCCAGCGGCAUUCUCCUUGAGCUCGAGAACAGCCGCCAGCACCUCCAUCAGAAACUGGAGAAGCCGACCUGGGAACGGGCUAUCGACACAGCGCUUGUGCACAGCCUCAAGCAGCUCGAGAGUACUGACGGUGCGGAUACCGGUGAGAUCGCCAACCUCGAACGGGAAGCUGAGCUUCUCAAGAUGAACUUCAACCGGGAGAGCUACAGAGAAGUGCUUGAGCAGGAAAGGGGAGGCGACGCUGCCAUGAUGCAGCUUCUCCUAACUGCCCAGUUUGAGAUGCUGACUUCGCUCUCCGAGACCCUUGAUAUGGACGAGGAGUCGGCUGUGGCUCAUGCCAGAGGGCUCAUCCAUUCGCUCCUCCAAACUGGUUUCAAUGCCGCCUCGCAGGUAGUCAAGCCUGACGGACCCUUGCCCGUGGUAGAUGCUCUUCCACCGAUGCGCAAGGGGACUCCACGAAAGAAGAGGGCUCCUGGUUCGGCCGUGAAGCCACUUGCUUUCCCUACCAUGACACAAAUUGAGGUCACAACAAUGAGCCCAUUGAAGGCGUCUCCGAAACGACGCAAGGCUGCCAACCCUGCAAAGAUGGGAGUGUCUUUCUCCCCCGUGAAGAAGGCAGUCAUGAAGAAGGGAGGUGUCCGAUGGCGCGACGACGAAUCUGAGGAUGGCACACUGGCCGACUUUGAGAAGACGCCUAAGAAAUUCAGCUCUCCUCCAGAGAACCCAGUUGAGACUGUCGCCGCCGAGAGCAGUCCUCCUCCGCCACCAAAGUUCACGAUGCCCUCAAUUGUAACCGAGCCAGCGCCAGCCGCGCCCGUCUUCCUGCAGCACGAACCCACGAUCGACGAAGAGGAUAGUACCUCAACAAGCUUGGACUUGCCGGAAAUGACGAGCAUCCCCGUUGCCAAGCCCAGUCGGUUCCAGGCCGGAUUCCUGUCCAAGGCGUCUAGAAGAUCCUUGGCGGUUGAUGGCUCUCCUCCGCAACAGGCACCCACGAUGAGCCUCAAUCUUGCGAGCCGACACUCGAUGUCUCCUUCAGACUCGGAUAGAACGCCCCCUCCGCUGCGGUCACUCGACGUCGCUAAAACCGGGAACCUUUCACCGCGGCUGCCGAUUGCCACAAGGCGCUUCUCUCCCACCUCUCAGCGCAUCGCCCAGGUCAUGGUCGAUGAGAAUAACCCGCCGUCGCAGCAGUCUGGAUCCGACUCGGAAUCAGGAGCCAUUGAUGCUCGCAAGCUUAGGAGCGCGCUGCACUCGGCCAACAAGGCGCGAAGGGUGAGUCUUAUGGCCGGCGCGGGGGCUUCUGGCGCAAGACGUGUAUCGUCGAUUGGUUCUUUGAGUGGUGAGCGAUCAAUGGGAGCAGCCCCCAGGCCUAGUAUGCCUGCUUCCGGCAGCCUGGCGAGCAGCACCAACGGCAUCUCGAGGCACCGACGGGGCAGCUCAGAGCGACGCAAGAGUCCACCCAUGACGUGCUCCCCCUCUGAGCUGUAUGGCAAAGGCGAGAGGGCCCUCAGCGCCAGCCAGGCGAGGCGCAUGAACCUUGGUGGCAGCCUCCGGGUGGAAAAUGGACGUUCUGGAAACGGCUCUGGCGAGACUCGGCGCGUGACUAUUGGUCUCGGGUCGACGCCUGCCGGUGGGAACCGAAAGGCUGAUGCCCGAUCUAGCAUUGCCUGGCGGUGA